Molecule: messenger RNA, 651 nt
Organism: Melanotaenia boesemani (Boeseman's rainbowfish)
Lineage: Eukaryota; Metazoa; Chordata; Actinopteri; Atheriniformes; Melanotaeniidae
Product: dual specificity protein phosphatase 13-like
Exons: 3
Coding region: 31-651 (206 amino acids)
Biological process (GO): protein dephosphorylation; negative regulation of MAPK cascade
Cellular component (GO): cytoplasm
Molecular function (GO): MAP kinase phosphatase activity; protein tyrosine/serine/threonine phosphatase activity
Source: RefSeq, a predicted model, not a curated record
AACAGAGCAGAGUACACCGUAAAAGUAGCAAUGACAGACAGAAAAUCCCCUUCAGGUGGGGUGAUAGGGGUUAAAUGCAAAACACACAACUCAGAACAGACAAAGGGCUCAGAAGAGAAAGAAGAUCGUACAUGUGUGAUCCCAUCUCUUCAGGAGCUGGAAGAUAUUCUACAUUCAGCUCCACGUUCAUGUCACCAUGGAGAUGAGGUGUGGCCAAACUUGUUUCUGGGAGACAUGUUUAUGUCCCAUGACAAGUUUGGCCUCUGGCAGCUGGGCAUCACUCAUGUGCUGAAUGCUUCACAUGGUAAACUCUGCUGUAAAGGCAGUGAUGAUUUUUAUGGAACAACAGUGAAAUAUUAUGGAGUUCCUGCAAACGAUCUACCAACAUUUGACCUUUCACCUUAUUUCUACCCGGCUUCAGAGUUCAUUCACCAGGCUUUGACAUCAGGAGGCAAGAUUUUUGUGCAUUGUGCUGUGGGUGUGAGUCGCUCAGCUGCACUGGUCCUAGCCUAUCUGAUGAUUCAUCAUCACCUCAGUCUAUUGUCUUCUGUACGUUAUGUUCAACAGAAGCGUUGGAUUUUCCCCAACAGAGGAUUCCUACGACAACUCAUAGGCCUGGACCAAAUACUCCAAGAAGAGAGGCUAAAAUGA